Molecule: messenger RNA, 2095 nt
Organism: Pelodiscus sinensis (Chinese soft-shelled turtle)
Lineage: Eukaryota; Metazoa; Chordata; Testudines; Trionychidae
Source: RefSeq, a predicted model, not a curated record
CUCCAAGGCAAGGCCCCAGGCUCACUGCUGACCUGUCCUUUGCGUUGCCAGGAGACCCACAAGCUGUACAAGCAGAAGCUCGAGGAACUGACCAAGCUGCAGGAUGGGAUCUCCAGCUCCAUUGCACGGCAGAAGAAGCAGCUGAAGGAGCUGUCUCUGGCCUUCAAAAACUGCAAGUCCACGACCACUGCCGAACAGGAGGAGUCCAUCCGGGAGAUCGAGGGCCUCAUCAAGGAGCGGCAGAGCGUCUUCUUUGAGAUGGAGGCCUACUUGCCAAAGAAGAAUGGGCUGUACCUGAGUCUGGUGCUUGGAAACGUGAACGUGACUCUGCUCAGCAAGCAGGCUAAGUUUGCCUACAAAGACGAGUAUGAGAAGUUCAAGCUCUACCUCACCAUCAUCCUGCUCAUCAUCUCCUCCUCCUGCCGCUUCCUUUUCAACUCCAGGGUGACGGACGCCGUCUUCAACUUCCUGCUGGUCUGGUACUACUGCACCCUCACCAUCCGCGAGAGCAUCUUGAUCACCAACGGGUCCAGGAUCAAAGGCUGGUGGGUUUUCCAUCACUACGUCUCCACCUUCCUCUCGGGCGUCAUGCUGACUUGGCCGGACGGGCUCAUGUACCAGAAGUUCCGGAACCAGUUCCUCUCCUUCUCCAUGUACCAGAGCUUCGUGCAGUUCCUGCAGUACUACUACCAGAGCGGCUGCCUGUACCGGCUGAGGACGCUGGGGGAGAGGCACAACAUGGAUCUCACUGUGGAGGGCUUCCAGUCCUGGAUGUGGAGGGGCCUCACGUUCUUGCUGCCGUUCCUCUUCUUUGGCCAGUUCCUGCAGCUUUACAACGCGAUCACCCUCUUCCAGCUGGCCAGACACCCGCAGUGCAAGGAGUGGCAGGUGCUCAUGUGUGGACUCCCCUUCUUUGUCCUCUUUGUGGGGAAUUUCUUCACCACCCUGCGGGUUGUCCACCAGAAAUUCCAGUGCCAGAACCGAGAGGCCAAGGCCAAGUGAGACGAGGCGCCGCUGCUGAGACGAAGGGGCUCUCCCUCCACCCCGCUGUCCCCUCACCGCACACCAGGCUGUACCGGCCGCCUCUCCUCACCCUGGAGCAUGCGCCUGUUGCUCCCCGGCAGGCCCCGCGGGACGGGCCAGCCAGCGCCUCUCAGGGGAAUGCAUGCGACCCAGUGACUCCCGCAGCUGCAGGCCGAGGCUCACAGCCAGUCCUGACCCCUGGCAACGCUGCCUUCGGGGGGGAGUCACGAGGAUCAGACAGUCUCCCCCGAGGGCACUGUGGCCAGGCAGUUACAGUCCUACUCUACCCUCUUCCCCCUUUGCUCCAGGGAUGGGCUGACUAGCGCAGCUACCUCCACACACAGCGGUUAAGCUGCCCCCUUUCACGGGGUCAGGCCAAAGCACUACCACGAACACCACACUAGCUCCACGCUUCCCUUUGCAAGCAAGGGGCGAACAGCGUCUCCUGCUCUGUGCCCCCGGGAGCACAGCCGGGCCUGAGGGGUAGGGAACAGCCCUCAGCCUGGCCUUGUUCCAUGCUCCCUGUCCCCGGCAGAGCAAACAUCUCAGCAACUCCCACUUGUGGCACCCUCUCCGCUGCAUGGCCGCAAGCUCCUUCCCGCCGCAUCCCUGGGAGAAGGGCUGGGCCUGGCCCAAUGGCCGCUGGGCGAGCAGAGCUCUCCAGUCAUGUCAUGGCUUCCCGCAGGCCUGGCUCUUCUGCCACUGGAAACAGCCAGUUCUAGCCUCUUGUCCACAGGAUGCGUCCAGGCUCCUGGAAGUGGGGCACCCUAAUUUCCCAGCCUUCUACCUCCCAACUUGCAGUAGCAGGGGGCAGGAGCAGCUACAAAGGAAGGAAAUUGCAGCACUGGUGCUAGGCUGUCGCUUAGCUGCUGGAGCUCUGGCGCACUUGGCUGAACGUGCUCAGGGCUGGCUUCCCCGGGGAGCAGCAUCCUGCCAUCUGCCAAGGAGCUUCAGGUUGGGGCAGGUGUCCUGGAGGGAGCUGUUGUACCUGUGUGAAUGUCUGGGCCUCCUUUGACAGGGAGCUCAUCCAAAUAAAGGGAGGCAGGGGAGAUCCCCUCCCUGAGCUCUCUGA